Messenger RNA from Gorilla gorilla gorilla (western lowland gorilla), 1083 nucleotides. RefSeq names its product synaptogyrin 4 (gene SYNGR4). The record is from RefSeq and is a predicted model, not a curated record. Lineage: Eukaryota; Metazoa; Chordata; Mammalia; Primates; Hominidae. The coding region runs from base 320 to 1024 and encodes 234 amino acids. Gene Ontology annotation, cellular component: neuromuscular junction; synaptic vesicle membrane. The transcript has 5 exons.
GUGGACGCGAGACUCCCUAGAGAGAUGGGGCGGGGCAGGGCUCCCGCGCGCAGUCCGCCAACGGCGCGCAGUCCAACGUUCGCCGAGGCCACGCCCCGGCUCGUGUCAGCUCCUGAGUAGGCGGAAAGAGGGAGGGGGCGGGACUUGGGCGCAGCCAAUCAGCUGUGGAGGAGCGAAAAGGCGGGAAAAAGCGGAACCAAAAGAAGGCUGAGCAGCCAAGCCCAGAGCCGGCCUGAAGCCCCCGGACGGCAGUGCCCAGCAGGCAGCGCCCAGCACCCUGGCUCCCACCUCCCAGUGGCCCCAAAGGAAAACAGCUGCCAUGCACAUCCCCAAAAGCCUCCAGGAGCUGGCCAACAGCGAAGCCGUGCAGUUUCUGAGAAGGCCCAAGACCAUCACGCGGGUCUUCGAAGGGGUCUUCUCCCUGAUCGUCUUCUCCUCCCUGCUGACCGACGGCUACCAGAACAAGAUGGAGUCUCCGCAGCUCCACUGCAUUCUCAACAGCAACAGCGUGGCCUGCAGCUUUGCCGUGGGAGCCGGCUUCCUGGCCUUCCUCAGCUGCCUGGCCUUCCUCUUCCUGGACACACAGGAGACCCGCAUUGCCGGCACCCGCUUCAAGACAGCCUUCCAGCUCCUGGACUUCAUCCUGGCUGUUCUCUGGGCAGUUGUCUGGUUCAUGGGUUUCUGCUUCCUGGCCAACCAAUGGCAGCAUUCGCCGCCCAAAGAGUUCCUCCUGGGAAGCAGCACUGCCCAGGCGGCCAUCGCCUUCACCUUCUUCUCCAUCCUUGUCUGGAUAUUCCAGGCCUACCUGGCAUUCCAGGACCUCCGAAAUGAUGCUCCAGUCCCUUACAAGCGCUCCCUGGAUGAGGGCAGCAUGGUGCUGACCACCCUCCCCUUGCCCUCUGCCACCAGCCCUGUGAACAUGCCCACCACUGGCCCCAACAGACUGAGUUAUGCCAGCUCUGCCCUGUCCCCCUGUCUGACCGCUCCAAAGGCCCCCCGGCUCGCUAUGAUGCCUGACAACUAAAUAUCCUUAUCCAAAUCAAUAAAGAGAGAAUCCUCCCUCUAGAAGGGUUUCUAAAAACA